AUGUUUAGGCUUGGCCACUGCUGACUCAAUAAGAAAACCCGGCUUGGACGGGGUACGGGGGAAUAUCCCCCAAGUCGUGUAAAUCCCAGAAUGAGGAAGAACUAUCGCCGAUCUCGCUGAACUAUAAAAACGUGCAAAAUCGAAUUGAAAAGUGCAGUUACCCCUCGAUGAGUGAACAGUAUGGAGAGCUACUUUGUUGUAUUCUUGCUCUGUGGAUUAAUGUGUGCCGUGAUGGCGGCGCCCCAUCCCCCAGCGGUGCUUGAUCCCGUUAGCCAGGAGCUGGAGGAGGCCGCCGGGAGUGGCGACAACAGUGCCGAGCAGUACAUGAAUGCCAUGGAGGAACGUGCCAAACUCUGGUGGCAGUCCAUUACAGGAGCUACAAAUGGCAGUGAUUAUUCUCUAGAUGAUUAUUUGUGGGAUGACGAUGGGGAUGUAAAUCAAUUCCUGAAAAUAAGAUAAUUAAAGGAAAGUUUAAGGAUUUGUAUUUGAAAUUUAAUUGGAACAAAAUGUGAAAUAUUGUAAGAAUGUUCCCUUUGGGAGACUCUGCAAACUAUUCCAGGUAAUCAUACUAUCCAGAGUCAGUGUCUAGUCAGUGCCAGUGCCCGUCACUCACUUAAGAUAUCAAUUAACUUUGCGGUAAUCUGCGUGUCUAUGCACUCUGAGCUUUCUGUGGAAUUUCCCAACAUCAAUGGACGACAGAUUACAGAGAACUGCCGGUAUAUUGAACGUGUAUAUAAUGUCAAUCAUUGCGCUUUACUGAUAACCCAGACAAGGCUAUAAAAGCCCAGCCCUGUGGCCGCCAACUGACAUUCAGUCAAGUGCCGCCUGAGCAAAAUGCAAUCCAUUCUGGGACUCCUAUUGCUCUGUGGAGCAAUCUGUUCGGUGAUCGCUGCAUCGGGCAUACAUCAGUACAUCGGUGGAGGCGGAGCAGAUGAUGGCAGCGAUGAGAGGAGAUUGGAAUGGAGCGACAGUGCGCACAAUGCCGACACCGAUGAGAUCCUGAGGCGAGUGGCAGCAUUCGAUGGAGCCACGAAUUUUGAUGACAGCCACUGGGGAGGAGGAGGCUCCGACAGGGCCUCCCAUAGUGAUUCCAAUUCAGAUGCGGACGGACCCACAGGGGCUUUCAGUUCAUUCAAUUUUAAUGUUAUGGAAUCGAAAAUAUACCUAAUUUUAUUCAUGA
Messenger RNA from Drosophila miranda, 1180 nucleotides. RefSeq lists its product as uncharacterized. The transcript has a single exon. Bases 181 to 459 code for a protein of 92 amino acids. Lineage: Eukaryota; Metazoa; Arthropoda; Insecta; Diptera; Drosophilidae. The record is from RefSeq and is a predicted model, not a curated record.